Vespula pensylvanica (western yellowjacket) is the source of this 1789-nucleotide messenger RNA. Its product is annotated as glycine-rich cell wall structural protein 1.0-like. The coding region runs from base 45 to 1574 and encodes 509 amino acids. The transcript has 4 exons. NCBI's taxonomy places the organism in Eukaryota, Metazoa, Arthropoda, Insecta, Hymenoptera, Vespidae. The record is from RefSeq and is a predicted model, not a curated record.
AUGAAGUCUCAAAAUUGUGAAAGUGGAAUAGGAGGCAAGCCAUCAUGAAGAUACUCGUGUCCUCUCUACUCUUCCUUGUGGUUUCUACCACGGCCCUCUCGAUACAACCAAAUCGAGUGGAUCUAAGAAGAAAUUCACCAAUAAAUACAAUAAACAAAAUUGAAGCAAGUCUAGGAAUAAGAGCACAAGGAAAAGGAGCAGUGAAUUCAGGACAGAGUACAGCAGCGCAUGGAGGAUCAAGUGCAGUCGUUAACAUAGGAAUAAAUGCAGGAGGAAAAGGAGAAGUGAAUUCAGGAAAGAAUACAGAAGCGCAAGCAGGAUCUAAUGUAAACGCAAAAAUAGGAGUAGCUACAGCAGUAGGGGCAGGAGUGAAUUCAGGAAAGAAUACAGGAGCGCAUGGAGGAUCAAAUGCAAACGCUAAAAUAGGAGUAGUUACAGCAGUAGAAGCAGGAGUGAAUUCAGGAAAGAAUACAGGAGGGCAUGGAGGAUCAAAUGUAAACGCUAAAAUAGGAAUAGGUGCAGCAGGAGGAGUAAACGCGAGAGGAGAAUCAAAAGCUGGUCUAGGAAUACAUGCGGGAGUACAUGGAGGAUCACAUGCAAGAGCUGAUUUAGGAAUAAAGGGAGGAAUAAAUGUAGCAGGACAUGGACGAUCAGGUUCAAACACUGGUGCAAAUGUAAAUGCGGGAAUAAAUGUUAGAACGAAAGAAGAAUCAAGUGCAAAAGCUAGUAUAGGAAUAAAUGCAGGAGUAAAUGUGGGAGCGCAUGGAAGAUCAAAUGCAGGAGCUAACAUAGGAAUAAACACAAGAGUACAUGCGAAAGAUAAUAGAGGAUCAGGAGCAGGAGCGAAUCUAGGAAUAAGUGCAGGUCUACAUACAAGAUGGAAUCUUCCCUCCCAAGAACAUAACCAACACGAGAAUCAUCAUGAAUCUCAUAUACCUUACAUUCCCAGAUUCCCUAAUCUGCCCAAAAUACCACAUAUACCAUUGCCACAUAUACCAUUGCCACAUAUACCAUUACCACAUAUACCAUUUCCACCUUUCCACUUUUGGUCCACUAGCACUACUUCUACUACUACUGAAAAACCAUGUGAAUCUGAGUCUACUAGCCCUUCUACUUCUAAACAUCCAAUUGAAACAUCGAGUAGCUCUGCAUCGCCUAGUUCUUCCAGUUCCGAACAACCAAGCGAAGCACCAAGCAGCACUGCCUCACCAAAUUCUUCCAGUUCUGAACAACCCAGUGAAGCACCCAGCAGCUCUGCCUCGCCUAGUUCUUCCAGUUCUGAACAACCAAGCGAAGCACCCAGCAGCUCUGCCUCGCCUAGUUCUUCCAGUUCUGAACAACCUAGUGUAGGACCUAGUAGUUCGGCCUCACCAAGUUCUGACUCUACUCCUUGUGAUGAGUCAAGCGAAGGACCAAGCAGUUCUGUCUCCCCUAGUUCUUCCAGUUCUCCCCAAUCAAGCGGAGCACCAAGUAGUUCUGCCUCACCUAGUACUGAUUCCACCCCUUGGACCCCAUCGACUAGUGUACCUUACCACUUUACGAAUCCUGCCGGUCGACAUUGCAUUUGCUAUUGAUUUUUAAAAUUAUGUGAAAUUUUUUAAUCCGGUUCAAUAUUAUUUCAAAAUGACACUAAUUGUUUGUGUCUGUCCAAAAUAUAAUUAAUUAUUAAAAAUAUUAUUAAUUAUCAAGUGACUUAAUUUAUGAUAUGUUCUCUCCGUAAAUUAAACCCAACUAUUAUUUUAUCAAAAUAAAAUAUUGGAGCAAAUGAAUCAAUAUAUCCAAAAAUUCA